UUCCCCAGAACGAGCCAAAAGAGGCAAUUGUUGUAUAUCAUGCCAUCUUAUCUUCCUUCUCACUGGCCCAAAUCAUGUCUUCCUCUUCUCCCAAACUAUCUUGAAAUAAUCUGUUAUUGUGCUGCGCAUUAUAAACAGACUGUCCUCUCAUGUUUCACAAUGAAUCAAUAGGGAAAUAUCAGUAACUCUAUAAUCUCAAUUAUGCAAUUAGAAAUCCAAUCAAGAAAAUCUCAGAACCAAGAACCCACAAUGCAAACCUCCCUAGAAUCACCUAAUACGCCUCAAGAACUCCCAAUCACCACCACUGUUACCACCUCUAGUAAAAUACCCAAAAAACUUACUUUAAUCCCUCUGAUAUUCCUUAUCUAUUUUGAAGUAGCUGGUGGCCCUUAUGGUGAAGAACCUGCUGUUCAAGCUGCAGGUCCACUCUAUGCACUUCUUGGGUUCUUGAUAUUCCCAUUCAUAUGGAGUAUUCCUGAGGCUCUUAUCACUGCUGAGCUUUCUACUGCUUAUCCUGGGAAUGGUGGAUUUGUUAUUUGGGCUGAUCGUGCUUUCGGUCCCUUUUAUGGUUCCCUGAUGGGGUCUUGGAAAUUCUUGAGUGGUGUUAUUAACAUUGCUGCUUUUCCAAUUCUGUGUAUUGAUUACAUGGAGAAGGUACUUCCUGUAUUGGCUUCUGGCUGGCCUCGCAAAGUUGCACUUUUUAUUUCAACAUUGUUUUUAUCUUUUCUUAACUAUACUGGUUUAACCAUUGUUGGCUAUGUUGCUGUUCUGCUUGGUAUAGUUUCGCUUUCUCCUUUUAUUAUUAUGUCUCUUAUUGCAAUCCCUAAGAUCAAACCUCAUAGGUGGAUUAGUUUAGGCCAAAAAGACGUUAAGAAAGAUUGGACUUUGUAUUUCAAUACCCUGUUUUGGAAUUUGAACUUUUGGGAUAAUGUUAGUACUCUAGCUGGUGAAGUGGAUAGACCCCAGAAAACCUUCCCUGUUGCCCUGUUUGCUGCUGUGAUCUUCACUUGUGUGUCUUACUUGGUUCCUCUGUUUGCUGUGAUUGGUGCUGUUUCUGUGGAUCAAAGUGAAUGGGAGUCGGGGUUUCAUGCCACUGCUGCAGAACUUAUUGCAGGGAAAUGGUUAAAAUAUUGGAUUGAAGUUGGUGCUGUGUUGUCUGCCAUUGGUUUAUUUGAGGCUCAAAUGAGUAGUAGCGCAUACCAGCUACUUGGCAUGGCUGAUUUGGGAUUCUUGCCUCAGUUUUUUGCCAAAAGGUCUAAAUGGUUUAAUACUCCUUGGGUGGGGAUAUUGCUUUCCACUAUAAUUACACUUGGGGUAUCAUAUAUGAACUUCACUGAUAUUAUUUCAUCAGCUAAUUUCUUGUAUAGUUUAGGUAUGCUAUUGGAAUUUGCAUCUUUUCUUUGGUUGAGAAGGAAGGUGCCCACAUUGAAGAGACCUUACGCAAUUCCAAUGAGGCUACCAGGGCUUAUUAUUAUGUGCUUGAUACCAUCUGGGUUCUUAGUACUGAUAAUGGCUAUUGCUACUAAGACUGUUUAUUUAGUGUCUGGUUUGAUGACUGUGGGUGCCAUUGGAUGGUAUUUCUUGAUGAAGUUCUGCAAGUCAAAGAAGCUGUUCAAGUAUAGCAGGACUGAAGUUAUUGAUGGAUGACAAAGGAGGCCGGGAUGGUUGAAUUGGUAAAAAAUGAAACAGAAAAGAGUGCCCAGAACAAGUCUUUGUGCUCAAGAUCCGCAAUAGUGAAGUUGUGACUCGGCAUUAGAUUUUUGUUAAGAUCAAGAUCCACAAUUUACUGGGUUUGCUCGGAUGUAAAGGCUUUUUCCUGAUAUCACAAUCUAAUCAUCUUACUUGGUGUAAGAAGGUGCAGAUCAGAUUGAGUCUGUUUAUACUAAUGUCAUGUCUAUCUCUUUCGCUGUUUGCUCCCUUGAUUUUCAACUAUUUUCUGGGGGAUUCAGUUUUGUUGUGUGGAACACAUGUGGUAUUAAUAUAGAGCAUUUUUAGGUCAUAAA
Messenger RNA from Ricinus communis (castor bean), 2003 nucleotides. Its product is annotated as probable polyamine transporter At3g13620. Gene Ontology annotation, cellular component: membrane. Bases 202 to 1647 code for a protein of 481 amino acids. Gene Ontology annotation, molecular function: transmembrane transporter activity. Lineage: Eukaryota; Viridiplantae; Streptophyta; Magnoliopsida; Malpighiales; Euphorbiaceae. The record is from RefSeq and is a predicted model, not a curated record. The transcript has a single exon. Gene Ontology annotation, biological process: transmembrane transport.